AUGGCACAGUUCCCACCGGUAUUCCGCCGUCUACGACGUCCACUCCGACGAGGCCCCCUACCACGUCUCCUCGCCACGAUCACCAUCGCCCUCGUCUCCUGUGCCGUGGGAUUCUACCUGCUCCUGGCGUACCCGCUGGCGGACGAUCCCCGACUGGUGCCGGCCAGCGUGCAGCGCGCCCGCAACAUCCUGCUGGUGACCGCCCACCCGGACGACGAGACCCUCUUCUUCAGCCCGACCAUCCUCUACCACCGCACCAACCCCGAGGUGACUCGCGCCCUGCUGGUCCUCUCCUGCGGCAACUACAACGGGCUCGGCGACACCCGCCAGGCGGAAAUCCACCGCAGCUGCGACCGCCUGGGCAUCGCGCCGGAGCGCUGCGUCGUCCUCGACCGGGGCGACCUGCAGGACAACCCCAAGGCCUGGUGGGACCAGGAUCUCAUCCGCGAGGUCGUCGCGCAGUACGUGCAGCAGUGGCACAUCGAUCUGCUGUAUACCUUCGACGACGGGGGUGUGUCGGGGCAUGUGAACCACCGCGCUGUGAGCGGGGGUGUGAGAAAGUUCAUCCAAACCACCCCCACCGCCCCGCCCGCCUACAUGCUGCAGAGCGUCUUCCUGCUGCGCAAAUACGCCUCGCUGGUGGACUUGCUCCGCACCGCGCUGCCCUUCACCGGGCGCAUCCUCCGCGCGCUGAUGGUGAGCCCCGAACAUGAUCCUGGUCUUGCGGUCACAGGCCGCUACGAGGACACGGCGCUGCUGGUCAGCUCGUGGGAGACCUACCGCGUGGCGCGGGCGGCGUUCGCCCAGCAUGCGAGCCAGUACUCGUGGGACCGCGUGUUGUAUCUGGUGGUUAGUCGGUAUAUGUGGUUCAAUGAUUUGGUGCGCGUGCAGUAG
Aspergillus aculeatinus CBS 121060 is the source of this 894-nucleotide messenger RNA. Its product is annotated as PIG-L family deacetylase. Gene Ontology annotation, molecular function: N-acetylglucosaminylphosphatidylinositol deacetylase activity. The transcript has 2 exons. The coding region runs from base 1 to 894 and encodes 297 amino acids. The record is from RefSeq and is a predicted model, not a curated record. NCBI's taxonomy places the organism in Eukaryota, Fungi, Ascomycota, Eurotiomycetes, Eurotiales, Aspergillaceae. Gene Ontology annotation, cellular component: endoplasmic reticulum. Gene Ontology annotation, biological process: GPI anchor biosynthetic process.